Molecule: messenger RNA, 1665 nt
Organism: Rotaria socialis
Lineage: Eukaryota; Metazoa; Rotifera; Eurotatoria; Philodinida; Philodinidae
Source: the annotation of a GenBank genome assembly
AUGACUCGACGCAAAGUCUUAUUGACAGUUCUAUUUGGAACUGUGUUUCAAAUAUUUUUUUCCAAAACACAUACUCUUUCAACAAAUGAAACAGAAACAAAUGAAUGGGCAUCAAACAAUCCAAAAAAUAAAUGCGAAUCAGCAUCGAUUGAUCAAUUUCCAUCAUUAUUUUUUACUGAACAGCAACGUCGUAAUGGUGGCGUUUUACUUCAUAUAGCACUUAUACUAUAUUCAUUUGCAGCUAUUGAAAUUGUUUGUGAUGAUUAUUUUGCAUCAGCUUUAGAAAAAAUUAGUUACAAUCUAAAUUUAACACCAGAUGUCGCCGGAGCAACUUUCAUGGCAUUAGCAACAUCAGCUUCCGAAUUUUUUACCUCAAUUGUUGGUGUCUUCUUUGUUAAAUCGGAUAUUGCUCUGGGUACUAUUCUUGGUUCGGCUGUAUUCAAUGUACUUUUUGUUAUUGCUCUAUGUGCACUGAUAUCAACAACUGUGUGCGAAUUAGAUGCAUAUCCAAUUGUACGAGAUGCUGGAUUUUAUUGUAUAGCUGUUGCUAUUCUAUUUAUAAUUAUAUAUGAUCAACGUGUUUAUUGGUAUGAAGCAUUAGCACUUGUUGUACUCUAUUUUAUUUAUGUGGCUAUACUGAAAUUUAAUGAUCGUAUAUCACGUUUUAUACGUCGAAGUUCAGGUAAUCAAACACAACGAAAAUCUGAUGAACAUCAUUCUGAACAACUACAAUCAUUAAAUGAUCAUGCUGAAUUAGAACAAAAUUUAACCACACGUCCUCGUUCAGUAUCCGAAUCAGUUGUAAUGAAUACCAUAACACUUAAACAACAAUAUAUGAAACGACGUUCAACAUAUAAACCAUGUCAAAAACGUCUUAAGGAUACAUUAGAUAAUCAUCAAAUAGUUGCUAAUGCAACUGAGAUAUUUGAUCCAUUGAAAUUACCAACAAAAAAAUAUAAAAUAUUAAAAUGGACACUUAUGUAUCCAGUUCGUUUACUCAUGCAUAUAACAAUACCGGAUUGUCGAAAAGAAGUUUUUCAUAAUUAUUAUAUGUUAACAUUUGUCAUGUCAACUAUUUGGGUUGCUGGUCUUGCCUAUUUUCUUGUAUGGCUUGUUGUCACUGUUGGAUCAACUUUAUAUAUUCCAGAUAGUAUUAUGGGUUUAACAAUAUUAGCUGUUGGUUCUUCAAUAGAAGAGAUUUUUUCCGCUAUUGUUAUGACACGGCGCGGCCAUCCAGAAAUGGCUAUUGCAGGCUCAAUUGGCUCAAAUGUAUUUGAUAUUUUAAUGGGCUUAGGUAUUCCAUGGUUAUUUCGUAAUUUAAUGAGAUUUACUUAUCAACAAACUCCGUAUGAAACUGCACCACUUAUGGAUGAUUCAGCUUUAGCAACUUUAACAGUAGGUUCGCCAAAUGAUAUUAGUGUAAUGCCUAUAAACGCAAAUAUUCCAUAUUAUGUUGAAAUUCAUUCGCGAGGUUUAGUUUAUUCAACUAUUGUUCUUUUUGUUGCAAUUCUUACAUUUCUUUUGACAUUCUUUCUAAAUCGAUGUCGUUUAACAAAAUUCUAUGGCGUUUUUCUUAUUAUUGCUUGGUUGUCAGUCAUAAUAUUAAUGUGUCUAUUUGAAUUGAAUGUUUUUGGUCGCUUUCAUGCUGAGACUUGUCGAAAAUGA